Messenger RNA from Dromiciops gliroides (monito del monte), 2753 nucleotides. RefSeq names its product phospholipase A1 member A (gene PLA1A). The record is from RefSeq and is a predicted model, not a curated record. Gene Ontology annotation, molecular function: lipase activity. Lineage: Eukaryota; Metazoa; Chordata; Mammalia; Microbiotheria; Microbiotheriidae. Gene Ontology annotation, biological process: lipid metabolic process.
GGAGCAAGCGGGAAGACAGCUCCCGGAAGAGCCGCAUCCGCCUCCGAUCGGCAGGCGCCUUGAACUUCGCUAUGAUUGGCUAGUGAGUCUAAGCUGAGCCCGAUCCAAGGCCAAAGCCAAGAGCGCUUUCUCUUUCCGAACCUCACGCCCCACUUGCGAAGUGAAGCAACCCUAGGAAGUGUUGUUCAGUCAUUCAGUCCUGUCCGACUCUUCGUGGACCAUAGAACACCAGGCCCUGCUGUCCUCCACUAAUUCCCGAAGUUUGUCCAAGCUCAUGUUCAUUGCUUCCAUGAUACUAUUUAUCAGUCUCAUCCUCAGCUGCCUCCUUUUCAUUUUACCUCCAAUCCUUCCCACCCAUGAGAUUUUCCCAAAGAAAGCCCAUUUGGGAUGCACGAUGUGCACAGAACUACAAGAGAAAUACGUAGCUGCCAUGGUACUAAGUGCAGUAGGUGAUGCCCUGGGAUAUUUCAAUAAGAAAUGGGAGUUCCUGUUGGAUGGGGAGAAGAUCCACCAGCAGCUUGCUGAGCUUGGAGGAUUGGAUGCCAUAGAUAUUGGAGGCUGGAGAGUCAGUGAUGACACAGUGAUGCACCUGGCAACGGCAGAAGCCCUCAUAGCUGCUGGGCAAGAAGAGGACUUGACCCGGGUGUAUUCCCUUCUAGCAAGAUACUAUAAAGCAUGCAUGGAUGACAUGGAUGGCCGAGCUCCAGGUGAUGCCUCUUGGAACAAUGCAUUGAAACUGAAACCAGAUGAACCCAAUGGAUGGAGGAUUCCUUUCAACAAGAAUGAGGGGGGUUGUGGUGCCGCCAUGCGUGCCAUGUGUAUUGGGUUAAGGUUCCCACAUCCUGAACAACAGGACACUCUGAUCCAAGUGAGCAUUGAGAGUGGCCGCAUGACCCAUCACCAUCCUACUGGCUACCUUGGGGCUGUUGCCUCUGCUCUCUUUACCUCUUAUGCGGUGAAUGGCAAACCACCUCAAGAGUGGGGAAGGGGAUUGAUGGAGGUCCUCCCAGAAGCCAAAAAGUACAUUGUCCAGGCUGGCUAUUUUGUGAAAGAGAAUCUUGAAUCUUGGGACUACUUCAAAGAUCAAUGGGAAAAGUACUUGAAACUUCGAGGAAUUUCAAAUGGUGGACCCCCUACUUUCCCAAAGCCCUACGGUGUGAGAGAGAGAGAACAAUUCUACAAGUCAGAAACCUGCUUCAUCAUGGCCAUUAGUCUCAGAAGAUGCCUCUGUUUCUUGGGGAUACUCCUGUUAUUCUCUUCUAUGGGUUCAGGUCACGAGCUUCCCCUCGUACAGCAGUGCUCUGACUUUCAGAAUGCCAAUUUUCUACGGGGCACCAACCUCAAUGUCCAGUUCCUCCUCUUCACCCCUUCAGAUCCUAGCUGUGGGAAGCUGGUAAGAAAAAGUAGUGACCUUCAGAAUUCUGGUUUCAACACCUCUCUGGAAACCAAGAUAAUCAUCCAUGGAUUCAGGGCAUUAGGAACCAAGCCAUCUUGGAUUGAUAAAUUCAUCCACACUCUCCUGCACGUGGCUAAUGUGAACGUGAUUGCGGUAGACUGGGUUUAUGGAUCCACGGGUGUUUAUUUCUCAGCUGUGGACAAUGUGAUAAAACUUGGUCUGGAAAUCUUCCAGUUCAUCAGCAAUCUGCUGGUGCUUGGUGUAUCAGAGUCUUCUAUACACAUCAUUGGGGUCAGCCUUGGAGCACACGUUGGGGGAAUGGUAGGAUCUCUCUAUAAAGGCCAGCUGGGAAGGAUCACAGGUCUGGAUCCAGCAGGUCCGGAGUACACCAAGGCCAGCCUUGUAGAACGACUGGAUCCCGGGGAUGCUUUAUUUGUGGAAGCCAUUCACACAGAUACAGACAAUUUGGGUAUCCGGAUUCCAGUAGGACAUGUGGACUACUUUGUCAAUGGAGGCCAAGACCAGCCGGGGUGUCCCUCAUUUAUUCAUGCAGGUUACAACUAUCUGAUUUGUGACCACAUGAGAGCUGUUCAUCUCUACCUCAGUGCUUUGGAGAAUUCCUGUCCGCUGAUGGCCUUUCCUUGUGCCAGCUUCAAAGACUUCCGUUCAGGACAAUGCCUGAAUUGUGCUAACCCUUUUCAACAUUCCUGUCCCAGAAUCGGUUUACUGGAACGAGGAGGAAUUGACAUGGAAAAGCUUCCCAAAGAAGUGAAAGUCUACCUCCUGACCACUUCCAAGCCUCCAUAUUGUCUCUACUAUAGUCUUGUGGAGUUUCAUUUACAGAAGGUGAGAAACAAGAACACCAACAUUGAAGUCACUUUGCACAGCAGUAAUCACACAGAUUCCAUCAAGAUCACCAUGUAAAUUGAAAAACAGUUCAUUGGCAAAGGACUGAUAGCCCACUCAACCCCACAUUGCCACAUAAAUCAAGUGAUCCUGAAGGUGCUUCCCUCCAACAAAGUUUGGAAGAAAGACAAGACCUCCAUCAUUGGGAAAUUCUGUGCCAUCCCUUUGCCUGCUAACCACAGUACGAAAAUGUGGUGCUUUUCUGAACCAAAGACCUUGGAAACAAAUGUGAACACUUUUGCAUCGCUGGAAAUACCAUGUGCAUAGCAUAAUCCCUGGAGAUCUUUGGAGGGGAGCAAGUAGUCUCAUUUAGACUGCUCUUACCAGACUAAGAAUACUAUCUCUGUUAUUAUUUACUAAGUAGCAUGUAACUACUCAUCAGUAUUUUUAUUGAUACAUCUUGUUUAGAUAUAUGUGCCAAUUAGUUCCCAAUAAACAAUGCCCCCUCGUG